AUGGCAGAUCGUCACUAUGGGCAAGUUCUUGUCUUGUAUCUGUCUCCAUCCGUGCCUUCAGACUGUAAGCUCUUUAGGGUAGAAGCCCAUUAUCUCUUCGUUGCUGAACUUUCAUUGUGCAGUGCUAUGUACGUUUAUGGUGCUAGGUCCUAUCGACACGUCAGCUUUCCAGAUGAUGAUGCGGAGGAGAUAGUGCGCAUUAACCCACGAGAAAAGAUUUGGAUGACAGGUUAUGAGGACUACCACCAUGCCCCCUCGCGAGGGAAGUACAUCGACACCGAUGAUGUGGACUUGUACAUACGUUUUGCCAAAAGCGAUGCCUCAAAACACAAUUACAAUUAUCCUUACAUAGACAGCUCAGACUUUGACCUGGGUGAAGAUAUAAAGGGAGAUGUGAUAAAGACUCAGCCUGUCAAGUUCAAACCAAGAUGGAAGGAAGAUGGCAAGAGAUCGCGGUGCGUGUAUUGCAGGGACAUAUUCAAUCAUGAGGAAAACAGGCGGGGUCAGAGUCAGGACGCACCAGACCACGUCAGAAGUUGCAUCCGUCGAUUCAGCUGUAUGUGGUGUGCGGACAGUAUAUUUAUAUACUGUCCGCACACCACAUAA
Messenger RNA from Chrysemys picta bellii (western painted turtle), 606 nucleotides. The record is from RefSeq and is a predicted model, not a curated record. NCBI's taxonomy places the organism in Eukaryota, Metazoa, Chordata, Testudines, Emydidae.